Messenger RNA from Perkinsus marinus ATCC 50983, 1275 nucleotides. Its product is annotated as glutamate dehydrogenase, putative. NCBI's taxonomy places the organism in Eukaryota, Perkinsozoa, Perkinsida, Perkinsidae. Gene Ontology annotation, cellular component: mitochondrion. Gene Ontology annotation, molecular function: L-glutamate dehydrogenase (NAD+) activity. The annotation marks the transcript as partial. The record is from RefSeq and is a predicted model, not a curated record. The transcript has a single exon.
AAGUUAAUGAGUGCUUCCGUUCCAACGAUAUCACUCCUAAGAGGUUUUAUGUCGACACCUUCGCCAAUGGUAUCAUCGUCUACACCUGCUUCUUUGAUCCUUGUGCUCAGAAGAAACUCGAGCAGCUUGCUCAAACUCUUCGUUAUGUUUGCCAUUUCAAGCACACUCCGAGGAAGUCCGCAUUGGUUUGGGAUCUUGUAUUGGAGAAUAAGAUAACUCCCGAGCAUGCUAUCUUCCUCAUUACUGCGGCCAAGUUCAUCUUCUCCUUCUUCCCCAAGGAGACUCAGGAGUAUCUUACUUUGGCUGAGUACUUCAAGAAUGAUCCUUCCAAGAAGAGCGAAUUGGAUACAUUAUUCCGGAACACUAUGUCCAAUGCUAUCACUUACGAAAGGAUCUAUGCGGCUCUUACUUCCAACUAUACUCUCACUCUUCCUAUGUUCGACGACUUCAAGAAGGUUGCUGCUGGUGAAUGCAAGCCCUUCUAUAAUGAGGAAUUGGCCGCAAAGAUUGAUGACCAAGUUGGAUCCCUUCUCGAUGCGAAGAUCUUGAAGACUCUCUUGAAGCUCAAUGCUCAUCUACAGAUGACCAACUUCUUCAAGCCUACUGGAACAGCUUCUGCAAUCGCAAUGAGGUUCGACGGCGAGGUCUUGGCUGAUCGUCCGAGGACCCUCUUCCCCACCAUCCCUUAUGCCGUCUACCUUGUCGUUGGCAAGAGCUUCUAUGGUUUCCACAUUCGAUUCACUGAGAUUGCUCGUGGUGGUAUCAGACUUAUUCUAUCAAGGGACGGACGGGUGUACAAGAAGAACUGUGCUACUUUGUUGGAGGAGAACUACAACUUGGCCUUCACUCAGCAGUUGAAGAACAAGGAUAUCCCCGAGGGUGGAUCGAAGGGUACCAUUCUCAUGGAUGUAGACUCUCAGAAUUUGAACACCAGUGGCCGCGAGGCUUUCAAUAAUUACGUCGAUGCCCUUCUCGAUUGCAUCCUCUCCAAGGAGACCGGUAUUUACUCCAAUCUGUCCAAGCCUGAGAUGCUAUUCUUUGGCCCUGAUGAGAACACUGCUGGAUUCAUGAAGUUGGGUGCUCUGAGAGCGAAGGCUCGUGGUUACACAUAUUGGAAGUCUUUGACUACCGGCAAGUCUGACGUUCUCGGUGGUAUCCCUCAUGAUAAGUACGCCAUGACUACCAACUCCAUCCAUCCUUACGUUACGGAGCUUCUGGAGAAGUUGGGUUUGGAGGAGUCUAAGCUUACUAAGGUCAUGUCCGGUGGCCCCGAUG